UGGGAAGCAACGGUUAACAAACAGAGUGUUCGGUUAGGGAGAGGGGGAAUAACGUAAUCGCGCCAAUGUCUGCGGAUAAUGGCGAUGAAGAUCAUCGGCCGGGAGAAAUCCAUCACGUCGAGAAGAUUCUCUCCAAUGGCGAUUUCUAUACUGGCCAAUGGUGCGAUCAUCUUCCUCAAGGUCAAGGAAAGUACUUGUGGAUUGACGGGUGUAUGUAUGUGGGUGAGUGGGAAAAAGGCAAAACCAACGGUAAUGGAAUGUUCAGUUGGCCAAGCGGGGCCACAUACGAAGGUGAAUUCAAAAAUGGGUAUAUGGAUGGUGUAGGUACUUACAUAGGUUCAUCUGGAGAUACCUAUAGAGGUUCUUGGGUGAUGAACAUGAAACAUGGGAAAGGGACAAAAAGCUACCCAAAUGGUGACUGCUACGAUGGAGAAUGGAGGAAGGAGUUUCAGGAUGGUCAUGGGAGGUAUCAAUGGAGGAAAGGUAAUUAUUAUAUAGGACAAUGGAAGAAUGGGAAGUUCAAUGGGAAUGGUUCAAUGAUGUGGACAGAUGGGAAUAGGUAUGAUGGUUGCUGGGAAGAUGGUUUGCCUAAAGGGAAUGGAACAUUCAGAUGGGCUGAUGGGAGUUUCUAUGUUGGGGUUUGGAGUAAAGAUUCAAGGGAGCAAAGUGGGACUUAUUACCCUGCGGGUUCUACUUCUUCUGGUCAUAAAGAUUGGGAUCCUCAAGAGGUGUUUUCUGCUGUUUUGAAUGAUUGUGUAGUGUACCCGUGUGAGGAUGUACCAAUUUAUCCUUCAGAGAAGAGGCUAAACUUGCCUGAGAUGAUGGCUAUGUUGCAGUCAGUUUCCAAGAAGGGAAAUGAUGGUGGGAGGACUAGGUGGAUGUCUGCGGAUGCAAGGCUUAGUAGUUAUGGUAGUGAAGAAUUCCGUCGUAAUUCUGAUGUAGAUAGGAGAUCAAGUCAUGGGUUUGAAAGUACAGGGACUUUUCAGUUUGAAGAUUCUGUUUCAAGAGGAAAUAAACCGCCACAUUUAAGAAUAAAGCCUGCCAAGAGACAGGGGGUGACCAUAUCCAAAGGGCAUAAGAACUAUGACCUCAUGCUUAAUCUGCAGUUAGGAAUCAGACAUGCUGUAGGAAGACCUGCUCCAAGUGCAUCCCUUGAUUUGAAGCCUUCCGCAUUUGAUCCCAAUGAAAAAGUGUGGACCAAGUUUCCACCAGAAGGAUCGAAGCACACACCACCUCACUCAUCUUGUGAGUUUAGAUGGAAAGAUUACUGCCCAGUAGUGUUCAGGGCUCUUAGAAAAUUGUUCAAAGUAGAUCCAGCUGAUUACAUGCUAUCCAUAUGUGGGAAUGAUGCCCUUCGGGAGCUCUCAUCCCCUGGAAAAAGUGGAAGCUUUUUCUAUUUGACCCAUGAUGACCGAUACAUGAUAAAGACAAUGAAGAAGUCUGAAGGGAAAGUCCUCUUGCGUAUGCUUCCUGCAUAUUACAAUCAUGUUCGAGCUUUCGAAAAUACUCUAGUGACCAAGUUCUAUGGUCUUCAUUGUGUUAAACUAACAGGUGCACAGAAGAAGGUACGAUUUGUCAUCAUGGGAAAUCUAUUCUGUUCCGAAUAUGCCAUUCAUAGGCGCUUUGACUUAAAGGGCUCUACCUUUGGUCGUACAACCGAUAAACCUGAGGCAGAAAUAGAUGCAACGACCACCCUUAAAGACCUUGACCUAAAUUAUCUUUUCCGGUUGCAGAAGGACUGGUUUGAGGAAUUUUGCUCGCAAGUGGAUAGGGACUGUGACUUACUUGAACAGGAAAGGAUAAUGGAUUAUAGUAUGUUGGUUGGUCUUCACUUCCAAGAAAAGCAAACUAAUAAAGAUUCUCUUACGCCUACCCGUACUUCAGGAGGUUUCACUCCUAAAGAUGGACACUUUGACAAUGGUGGAACUCCUCGCCUUUCAAUAGCAGAUAGGGAUAAGCUUCUCAUAAGUCCUAGUCGGUUGCCGUCCAUUCAACUAGGUAUAAACAUGCCAGCAAGGGCUGAACGGACUGUGAGAAGAAAUGAGGGUGAAACUCCUCAGCUGGUUGGAGAACCAACAGGGGAAAUAUAUGAAAUUAUAAUCUUUUUUGGCAUCAUAGACAUAUUACAAGACUAUGAUAUCAGUAAAAAGCUUGAGCAUGCUUACAAAGCAAUGCAGUAUGAUGCCACUACAAUCUCUGCUGUUGAUCCUGGGCUAUACUCGAAACGCUUUCGUGAUUUCAUCUUCAAAGUUUUUGUUGAAGACACUUAAAAAGUUAAAGUUUUGAUACUAAACAUUCAACUUACAGCCAGAGGCCAUCAGAGCGAGGCAUUUACGGCAAUGAGUUCACUAAUUAGCUCAUUCAUUCCCAUUUUGGCCCCAGCUAUGCUGAUUUUGGGGGUGUUUUAUGA
Messenger RNA from Neltuma alba, 2410 nucleotides. RefSeq names its product phosphatidylinositol 4-phosphate 5-kinase 6-like. Gene Ontology annotation, cellular component: plasma membrane. The transcript has 8 exons. Lineage: Eukaryota; Viridiplantae; Streptophyta; Magnoliopsida; Fabales; Fabaceae. Gene Ontology annotation, molecular function: 1-phosphatidylinositol-4-phosphate 5-kinase activity; ATP binding. Bases 66 to 2270 code for a protein of 734 amino acids. The record is from RefSeq and is a predicted model, not a curated record. Gene Ontology annotation, biological process: phosphatidylinositol phosphate biosynthetic process.